Messenger RNA from Bombus impatiens (common eastern bumble bee), 11455 nucleotides. Its product is annotated as blood vessel epicardial substance-like. Gene Ontology annotation, cellular component: sarcolemma. The record is from RefSeq and is a predicted model, not a curated record. The coding region runs from base 1381 to 2820 and encodes 479 amino acids. Lineage: Eukaryota; Metazoa; Arthropoda; Insecta; Hymenoptera; Apidae. Gene Ontology annotation, molecular function: cAMP binding. The transcript has 7 exons.
GUGGCGCUAGUUUUAUCGGAGUUUAGUCUAACGAGAGCUUUGGCACGCGUCGCACAAGUCGGAAGCAGCACUCGUGUCGCUUUAGUCAGCCGCGUGAGAGCGAGAGAGUGACAGAGAGGGCGUGAGAGCGCGAGAGGCGAACGACGGAGAGGGAAGAGCGAGAGGCACGUUAACGGUGAGCGUGAGCGAGACAGAGAAAGGAUAACGGUAGAACGUCGAGAGGACCAAGUGGAAUACAAGCGAGAAAAAGAUAGAUCGGGAGAGAGUGGGCUAGGUACGGUAGCAAGUAGUGAGAUGGGUGUAUGCGUGUAGCGGAGAAGAGCAGAUCGACGGCGACGACGACGAAGAGAGAGAAACGAUGUCGUGAAGAUGAAUGAACGAGCAUUCGGACGCAGUUGAUGUUACGACGAUGGGGAAGGUUCCCAAGUGGAGAACGCGGUAUGUAUCGGCGCCGCCAGAACGAAGGACAGCAGAUCUAAAAUCGCGGUGCUGAUCGUGCAGACGAGGAGCAUAGCGGCGGCAGUGACCAUGGCGCCCCUGCUCGCAUGUAAACAGUGCUUCAUGCUCGACGCACGCUUCGAGAGUAACGUUACUGGUGUCAGCAGCAUUUUUCUCAUCGAGAGUAAACGUAGCUACAGUCGUCGUCAUCGUCGUCGUCGUCAUCGUUGUUCCCCAAGUUCUCGUCGGUUCCCCCGAGUUCGAUGAACAGCCAUCAUCGAAGUUGCAACGUCGUCGUCGUCGAGAAUAUCGCGGACGUCCCCGAGGCAAGACGGUAUGGAUGGUAGAGACGAGUCAUGAUCCUCGUCCUGCCACGUCGCCGUUGUCCUCGUCCUCGUCCUCGCCGUCGCCGUGGUGGUCGCCGUCGCCGCCGCCGCGCGAAACCGUGUUCCGGCCGUUUGUGUUUGUUGAUUCGUCGUCGAUGCGUCGAACGUGUGUGCGCGUGCAAGACGCUGAGCCAAACCUUCGAGCGACGGUCAAACGUGAUUGAUGCGUCACGCAUUCAACUGCUAUCUAACAAGUGGUAACGAGCCCGAGAAGCGAGUACACGAAUUCACGGGCCGUUCGUGUUGCGAAACGAGCCGCGAUAUCCAGUGACUCGUACGCCGAUGAGAGAAAGGACGCGGUUCGCGCGAGUGUUAGCACGCGAACGAUCGAUUACAGGGCUCGAUCGGACAUCGUGACUCUGUCUGGUCGUUCGGUGGUGAGGCAAGUCGAUGGCAAUGGUGUUGCACGAAGUGAUGACCUUCUGCGUGGCCGAAUUCGGAAGAAGCUCAUCUCUGUGUUGCCCCUUACUAUUGACGCAUACGUACAGAAGACUGAGGUGUAUCAUUCCGCACUCCAAACAACAUAUCGCUUAUCCACCAUAAGUGGAAGAAGGUGAUGGCCCGUACCACGCGCUCGCGACGAAAAAUGGCGAAUACGACUGAUGCUCCCUCGCCUGCGAGCAGCCUUUUGUCGUCCACCACGACGACCCCGUUCACCAGCCCGACAUCGACAAGCUACUCCACCGAGGGCUAUACCUUCAAUUACAGCGGCCUUCCCAGCCUAGGUGGCUACUCAUUGGAGGAUUUGAAUUACACGGAACUCUGGGUGGACGUAUGGAAUAGCACCGAGGCCAGUAACGUGACUGAGAGGUUAAAUACCACUGUACUGUCAUCGGGAGCAGGCUACUGCGACGAAUGGGAGGCAGCGCAACACAAACUCUUCCAAGCGGCGAAUCUGUUCUUCGCAGCGGCGUUCCUGGUGCCGCGUUCUUUCAAGGCCUCAGUACUGGCACUGCGCACCUUUCUCACGGCUGGCUUCAUGCUGGCCGCUCUCUGGGCUGGAAUUACCAUAUGCGCCCUGGACGCGAUGCUAUGGUGUCUGGCUCUCGGCCUUCUGAACGGAAUCCAUUCGCUUAUACUAGCCUGUCGAUUUCUGCCUCCCGCGCUCAGCCCCGAGCUGGCUGAGCUCUAUCUGAAACUCUUUAAGCCGUACAAGGUCAGCAAGAAACACUUCCAGGAGCUGGCCAAGGAGGCAAGGAUAUUAAAGCUGGACUCCGGUCAGACGUAUGCGACAGAAGGCGUCACACCCGCCGACGAACGACUAUCGAUACUGUUACGUGGCAAGUUGAAGGUGACCUGCGACGGAACACACUUGCAUUACAUCAAAGCUUAUCAGUUCGUCGACUCGCCGGAAUGGGAGGCCAUGCACGAGAACAUCGACGACGUCUUCCAAGUGACGAUUCGAGCGGAGGAGUCUAGCACGUACAUCUGUUGGACCAGGCUGAAGUUGCUCAGGGUACUCAGGCAUAGGCCCCUGCUCAAGGUCGUCCUCAACACCCUCAUCGGUAAGGACAUUACGUCCAAGUUGUACGCCCUUAACGAGCAGCUCGCUGGUGUCGCCGCGGCCAGUGAGACAACCACGUCGAAUCCUUACAGGGGCGUCGCGAGAAGUCUUAGCGUCGACGCUGUAAACACUGAAACUGCCGGAAGAGUACGAUCCACGACGUGGAAGGCACAAAGGAGGCACAGUAAUCCGCGUAGCGACAGGAGUUCGCCAUCCCGGUACUCGCACCAAUACUGGGCGCCCGUGGUGGCAAAUCACUUCCCGCCGAAUUCGCCGUUCACCCAGGGUCAAAGCCUCGGGUACACGUUACUGCCGCAGGGUGUUCAGUUUUCGCCACCGCCACGGGCACCCUUUCUGUCGCAUCAGCCGUUGACGCGACAGCGUAGCGGUGGCACGAGCGGCGAUUACACCCUGCUACCUCAGACACCGAAGCUCGAGAGGAAACGCUCGAAAAAGGGGACGAGAGAGGUAACUUUCGAGACGCCCGUAUGACGGUCGCUCGACGGGGAGGGCCCUGCAAGCGUACCACUUCUGUCGCUAUCGCCUCAGCGUUCCGCCUAGCCCCGUCGAGAUCUCAUAAAUGCGAACCAUCUAUCACGGUUCGUUCUGUGAAGCACGUCGCCGCCGUCGUCCGGCUACUAACAUAGCACGGCCUAUCCAGCAGCAGCCGCCAGAGUGUCGUGUGGCCGCAUGGUCGCGUGACGCGGAUCCAGACAGACAGACACGGACGACGAUGAACACUCGAGCGCAGUUUGUGCAUCUAUCUGUGUGUAUGUGUAUGCGCGCGCGUGUCUGUAUGCAUAUAUGUGCAAAUGUGUGUAUGUAUGUGUGCGCGCGUCGAUGCUCUGUGAACAUUCGCGGAACUUCGUUUACGCGAACGCGUGUCCCAUUCGCCGAGUACUGUAAUCGACGAAGACGCGCAACGGUCUGACCAUGUUCAUAUCCCGCAAGUGCUACGCCUUACACGUAACUGAUACACGCAGAGCCACGUAACACGUGCACAAUAAAAUACCUAAGCAAAACCUAAGCCGUGUGUUCGAUAUUGAUCGUGGUGAAAGGAGUUUGCAUGGUGUUCCUCGACACACGAGUGGCCGGUGUCGCGAAACGCGUCUGUUCUCCUUCCACUUCUUCCUCUGCUAAUUCUUCCGCUACUUCUUCUUCUUCUUCUUCUUCUUCUUCUUCUUCUCCUGAUUCUUCUUCUUCUUCUUCUUCUUCUCCUACAUCGAGGAAACGGUGUUCGAAAGAAAGAGGAAGUUAACGUCGUUGGAAGCGAAGGUUCGUCAGGAAGUUACGAAAGACUUGACCAAAAAGCGUGCUGGAAAACUGGGACGAAGAGAAAAGUUUCGCGGGCAGGUGAUGAAAGGCGAGAGAGAAAUCGAAGGAAGGAUAGGCUGCUUGGUAACUCGAAUUACACGCUCGUUGAAACAUCGAAUCCUUCGAUCGAGUCUGAGAAGGACGGAUGACGAAGUGGAAGGGAGAAAUUGAGAAGAUCGAGUUUGUGCUUUACAUUCGCACAGAAAACCAAGGAAGUAGCUGUUCCGCGAUCGUCCAACGGUUUCUAGUCCUCCACCUAAACUUUUAUGACCACGCACGCGUUCAAUUUUCGCGACGAACUCGCGGCCGCUGUUCAAACGCUUCUUCCUUUCCUCCUUCCGCUCGCAAACGAAAUCCAUUUCAACGUUCGUUCACACGCGAGUGAUGUUCCACGUUAUAAUCAUCGUGGAAGGGCACCCGGGGAAAUUUCACGCGUUUGCUAGUUUUCGCUCGAAAAGGAUCGCCGACAGCGAACACGCAGAAAUUCCUACGGAACCAUCUAAAGAUGAUUUAAAAAUGAAAAAUAGAUUAUAAUUGUAUACUUGUGACGAGCGUCGCCGCUGUGUACACCCUUACAUCGACUGUGAUUAUAAUGGAUAUAAUUAUUAAGUCUUUCAGAGGAUGCCGAAUAAAUACACAGUACAGAAACUCGUUGCGGAACGAGUUAACAAACGCAGGAUUACCUGGGAGUCCUCGAGAUCGGUAAGUUUAGACGUCUCGCGAUUGCCAGUGGUCUUCCAGUUGAAGUGGAAUUUUUAAUAAUUCAUCGUUUCCACGUGUUUGCUAACAUUGGUAGAAAAUAUCGUAUAAACGCGGAUCGGGGUAUUCGCUCUCGUUUUACGAUGCGAUAACGGCUUACGAAUCUUUCUUUCUCUCAAGUCGUUUAGCGCAACAGUCUCGAUCCAAUAAUUCGUUUCAUUAAGCAGCCAAGCUUUUUCUUUCUCGCGAAAUCGAAUUUCACAUGAUUAGGCAGGCAGUGGAAUCGAACGAACCAUUGAAUUUCCAAAGCGAGUUCAUUUAGUUUCCCGUUGAAAAAGAAGCAAUUAAUUUACUUUGGACGAGCGAUCGGCUCGGCGACUCGCUCUACCACAGAUUCGUUGGCUGACGCGUCUCAACUAUGAUAUCGAUCUCUCGAGGACGCCAACUGUAGACAAGAUCGGAUAAGAAAUGAAAACCGAGAAAAGAAAAAAAAAAACAGGAAAAAUGCGAUACGCCGAGAACGCAACGCAGAAUUUCGAAUUACAGACGAGCAGAGAUUAUGGCCGCUCCUGGGAUGAUCGAAAAAGGUAAUCGAACGUGCACAGAGAAACCGGCGAAAGAGAAGAAACAACGGUAACGUCAUCAACAGCAGCUACACGAUAACGAGAAACAAGUUGAGUGAAAGAAAAAGGAAAGGACGAAUUAAAAGAAGAAGAAAGAACAACGAGAGUUCGCGCAAAAGGAUGGAACGAAGAAAAGAGAACGAGCGUAAUCUCCAGACGUAACGCAAUAAGUGCUUCGUUAAAAUGAAGAAAAAACCUGCAAUAAAGUGCUUCGAAAAUAAACAAAAAAAAAAAGAUAAAAUAAAAUAAAAGUAAAGUAAAAUCGUAGUUGAUUAUCGAGAGGGUUAACAGAGCAGAGUUAUGGUUUAAGGCGAACCUAAGAUUAAGAAUUAUAACGUACGCGUCGCGCGAGAAUACAAAAAGAUAAAAUAUAAAGUAAAAACAGAUAUAAAAUAGAGCACGUGUAGUAGAGGGAAAGGGACGAAUAUUAAAAGAAAAUAAACAAAAUUUGAAGAAAAUAAAACAAUGUGUGUUUGUAUGUUUCUAUGUUUAUAUAAUCCCCGCGUGUGAGAGCGAGGCCGUAGAAGAUCUAAUAAGACGCACAAACAAUUUAAACGAACGAUUUAAAAAAAUAUAAAAUAGAAAAGAACGUGGGAUAGGAAAUGAGACGAACGAAAAAAGAAGGAAGAGAGAGAUGAAUGAAAACGGAAGUGAAACGAAGAACGCACGUGUGAUGUGAGAAAAAGUAGUGACGGUCGUGUUGGCACAGGCAACCGAAAGCAGGUGCGUGUGUUUGAUGUAACGACGAUCGAGCAACCCGUUACGUUUGUUGUAAACGUGUCUUGUUGCAUCGAGAAUUGUAACGCGUGUAGUAGUCGUUGUUCUUGGGCUACGUUCGUUGGAAAAUAUAUCGUGGCUGAUAGACCGAUAUUGUAAAGCGAACGAUGUGUUUGAACGUGGAACAUAUGUUGCAGUUGAUAGUCACUGCCGUAGAAAUUGUGAAUAUAUUAUCGAUAGUGUAAAUUUAGAGAGAUAUCGGAUCGACCAGAAGCGAGUUUGGGAUUACACACCAUGUUUGAAAUAUUUCAACGAAAUUAUUAGAAAUCAGAGUAAGACGAUGAAUGAAAUUUACGAAGAAAAAGAUAUAAAAAUUCUCAUUAGCCAAAGCGUGUGAAUUAUUGUUAAUUAUAUCGAUAUCUAUUUUACUUUUUUACCACAAUUUUCCUUAUUUUCAGGAUAUUUAAUUUAGCGGGGUGUUCGCGUUAAAUUUAGCAUACUAAUAAUCGUUACACGAAUUUAAAUCUAAAUUAAAAUUAAAGUCAUUCGCAAACAUAUUUAUAAAGGCUGGUAAUUAUGCUGUAUUUAAAAAAGUUCAUAUAUGUUGUUAAAAACAAACUUUGACAAUGCCAUUAGGAUAUUAAUAAAUUCACGAUACAACGAAAUUUAAGAUAACAGAUAAUCCCAAACUUGCAAAAGAUAGCAUAAGAGGAUUGACGAUUACAAAGUUUCUUUUUAUUGCUUGUUAUUUAUCAAAAUGACAGGAACGAUAAUAUUUUUUUAGAUAACUGUAAAUAACACGGACGAAAUCAAGUUUACUCGUUAUGAAUGAAAAUGUACCUGUUUUAAGCUAUCGUGAAAUGGUAUUUAUCUCUCUAGAUUUACUACCAGCUUCAAAUAACGUUAAUAAUAUCAAUGUUUCGUCUAUUUUCAUUCGCCGUAUUUUUGACAAGAAACACCAGUUAGCCAUGUUAUAUAAAAUAUAAUUUGCGAUUAAUAUAUCUUGUUAGCAAAAUUAAACAUUAUUUACAGUGCGACGUAGAAUUUUAUUAAUGUCACCGUAAGAACUCGCUUCGCAGCAAACAACGCAGCAACUAAUUAUUGAUAUAUAUAUAUACGAUAAUUUGUCGUAUCAAUUUUUGGAAAAGGACCGAAGUUCGACCAGGUAAGUCAUGCAAUAUCGAUUACAGAAUAUAAAAACAUGUUCCAAAAAUAUCUGAACUCUAAUCUCUAAAUAUCGAAAUUAUCAAUAAACGAAGGAAACUCCGAACUUGUCCUCUAUCAAAUUCUUUCUAUUUUUAUAACAAAUAAUUAACCUUGUACGUUGCGCUACUACGAUCAUCGAUGAACUUGAAUAUAAUCAAACACACGUAUAAAGAAGUUAGGAUAGUCAUUAAAAAGAAAAAAAAAGGCCUCUUCGAGCUUUGGAUCGUAGUCGCUUCUCGAACAGUUUUUAUCGCUAUCGUAUAUUCUUGAUAUUUAAUCACGUAAAGAAACUAACGAGUUGUCGAUCGAUCGUGAUCGAUUAGUAUCAUUAUCAAGUACACACAUAGUAUCGUAAUAUAUAGUUUCUAUGACAAUACGUAAAUGGUAGAGAUUCUCGAAAAAAAUCCAAUUUCUCCGUGGCCGUGUAAAACACAGCGAUCAUAGAACAUAUUUACAUAUUGACGCGCUUAUAUUUUUAUAUAUGUAUAGUAAGAAGAAUUGUAAAAUAGUAUCGUUAUAGCGUAUUGUACAUAAGAGACAGUACUACGUAUCGUGGUUAAUGGCGUUUCAGCGUUUCUUCGGAAUUUUCGAACGCGUUGGCCGAAUAGCUGAAAAUAAUCCAAAUACUCCAAAUAUUCGAAUAUUCAUCACGUAGAUCGCUGAACGUUGUUCUCGUUUGAAAUUGCACGGUUUCGAUUAUUUUGCUAAAUAAUAGCGUUAAUUCUUUGUCUGGCAUCGUAUUUUAUUUACUCCGUUCAAAACGUGCUUUUGUUUCGUCGUAUGGAAUUGUUCGACUUUGUGCCUUUUCGGAGGAAUAAAUUUGACGGGAAAUUGUUUGAUAACAUAUUACGGUUACAAGCAGCCCUUAAAUUUUUCAAUGAACAAUCGGUGUUAUCGAUAUUUGCAUAUUAAACUUAAAAUUAGGUCAUAACAAACGUUAUCGAAUUGUUUGAGUAUCAUUUAAUAUUACGAAGUUUCAUUAAAAUUUCAGAUUAAUUUACAUAAAUGUCUAGUUCACAAUGGAACGCGGUUAAUAUUUAAAUAAAAUAUUUUACUUUUACUAAAGAAACGUUUAUGUUUCUUAAGAUUAUUGCUCUGAGAACAUAAUACUUUCGAAUUGUCUUUAAUAGCCAUUCAACAAGUUACAUUAUUUCGAUUAAAAUUUGCUAAACUGACACAUGCCGCUGCUUUCCAGACAAAGUAGCUUAUAAUAGACAAUUGACUUGUUGAAAAUACUGGAUAUUGCCAGUCAAAGAAUUAAUAUUGGCUACGGAAAUCAAGACGGCGUCGAUGGUAUUAGUAGUAGCGGAUUGUACAAGUCAGACGUGACUCGGAGCCGUCAGAUUCUAAAAUAUCUCUGUUUUAUUUCUCGCUGUUCUGUUUGCCGAAUUUCAGAGAGAGUGGAAAUAAAAAUCAUCCGGAUUAAAUAUUAAUAUACAUAAUAUUAUAUAGACCUGUAUAUUUCAUUUCCAGUAAAAAAAUUAUUAACUUUUGCGUUAAAUUAGGAUCGCGCGAAAUAAAAAAUGAAUGUUACUAAUGAAAUUGUUUUAGUUUCUUGGGAUUAAAAGUUUAAAUCAUACUUUAUCACAUUUCUUUCUUUUUCUACGGUGUAAAAAAUGAAUAAGUCAAAUUACAUCAUUUCAGAAUUCGAAAUACGCAGUUUUACAUCGAGUGAAAUUACAAUGAAAUUUAAUACUUUUCGCUCAACGUACCUACAACGUCCCAUUUAUCGGUAUAGUAUCUCCAGUGUUUCACUCGUUUUGCUAACAAGAAGAACGUUAAUAACAGAAAUGUCACGGAGCAUUUUUAUCAUUGUAGAAUUUUCCACUAUCGAGAGAUAUUUUAAUCGAUAACGAUACCUACAAUUUCUUUUAUGUGAAUCACCUUUGCAAAUCCUCAUAUUUGUCGUAUGUUUCGCUAUUAUCAUCGAAACAGGAAUCGAAGCGCAUGAUAAAAGAGAGAAUUAAUUAGCGUUCUGUUUGAUUCGACGAAUUCAGAGGACCUUCGAGUAUUCUCAUCUGCGCCGGUAUUAUCCAUCUGCCAAUUAUACGCGUGUUCCUCUGAAACAACGAUCUCUCUUCGAUUCCACGAAUUUCCAAGAACGUUACGCUUUGAUCUCUCGCUUGUAGGCAGAGAAUGCGUACAGCAGAUAAUUGUUCCCUUUUACCUUUACGACGUACGCUAUCGCUCAAAUGUAUCCAAACAUUUGAUUCUUAACAAGACUAUUCAGACGAUUCACGUUAGAGGUGAAAAUCCUUUUAUAUAAAAUUUUCUCUUUUGUUACCAUCGAAUGAAUGAAAAUGAAAUAAUUUAUCUGUUGAAUCAAUCAUUAGUUAACAAAUAUUCUUACUUAUUUCAAUAGCAUUUAGGUACGUAUCGUUAUUAUAAAUUACGAAUCGAUCAAGUGUGCGAAUAUUUGCAAGCGAUAGCAUAAAUCCGACGUUAGAAGAUUCUGAAAAUCGUAGAAAAACGAUGGACAUCGAAGAACGUAAACAGCAAUUAUAACAUCGUGUAACGAGGUACAUGGCGUCGGACACGCGUUCUACGUGUCCUGGUUCCUUGAAUUCGUCGAUAUUGGCAUGAAACCAGCUGAGCGGCGAACGUCUGGCUAGAUUUUAGGCCGAGUUAUUUACAUACGAAUGGAGACUGAACCGAAUGCAUUUGCCAAACAUUUUUUUCUUCCACAACCCCACGCUCGAUAUUUUCGACAUCCGCAGAUCCGCUUGUACAGUAUGUCUCGUAUAAUGUGAACAAGAAUGCAUUUGGAGGUGAGAGGGAACAGCUGGUGAUUCAUGGGACGCGUGUCGCGUCGAAUCGUUAAUCGUUUAGCCGAUAAUACUGUUUCCGGUCAAUACGCACGAAAAUCGUAAUUAAUGCCCGAAAUGUGCAGAAUUUUGAUGCGCCCUGUAACUCUGUUUCAAAGUGCGCAACGAUGCACGAACAUUCCGGCGAAUUCUCAAAAUAUUUAAUAUUGGGAAAAUGUGGUACGUUUACGGAGCUUAAUUCGCAUAUUUUCAAGCGAUGCAGAUGGUUAUAAAUGACGCGAUAGAAAUUCACUGACCGUUUCCCGCCUUUCCUAAAUUUAGAUAUUUUUCACUGUUACAUAUAGGUACGACGCCUUUUUUAUUUCUUCAUAAUUUCGAUGUGCCAAUUUUCUUUCCUCUUAGCACGAAUUUCUGAAAUUUCUCAAACGUUUGUUCUCCUUCUGAUAUUUUGACGUCGGUCAAAAGUUUACACAGGAAUUUAAGAGAAAUUUGCAGGCUAUGAACUUUCGUAAAAAUAGGAAUUUUAUGGAAUAAUAAACAGACAGACUUAUUUGCAGUGGCUUUCACGAACCUCUUCUCUGUAGAUUUCGAUCUGUUACUGCCUGAAAAUACAAAGAUUCGAGAUUUCCACGCUCGAGUAGCCACAAAAGAUUACUCGAAGCGACAAGAUCAUAGGGUUCCCGUUUCGCGCGAAAAAAUGCUCUGGAUCAAUAGAAAAGAAUUCAGCUCGAAUAAUGUUUCCUCUGUCCGGUAAUCGGGAGGAACGUUGUUUUAAUCGCAAUCAAGUAGGACAAAAAGACAUCGAUAAUCGUAUCGAGUGUCAGGUGUUAGCUCAUCCUUUGUGUACUUUUCCUACCGAUGGUCCUCAUCGAUUUUCGAUUAUCUUCGUUUUCGUAAUGAAUAUUCCUAAAAGGAUUGGCGCGAACCGAUGGUUAACGAACGUGAAGAAAAGUGGCCGAAAGGUUUUGCACGAAAAUGAACCGUUUCCAGAACGUUUCGUGAGAAAAUUCAUGCCUUUAAUUCUUCACGCGAAUCAACCGAUCUAUGUAUCACUUUGAAUUACAAAAUUCGGCCUAGUUCAGCGUGCCGUGUUCGAUUUGAAUUAUUUAUUACCGUUGCAAUUAAUUACGAGAAGGAACACCAGCUGUACCUGUCGCAACGAGGGAUAAUUUUCUAAUGUAUUGGAAAUAAAUUCCAGCCAUCCAACUCGCGAAUAGUAUCUCUAAAUAAUGAAGAAUUCCGAUUAAAAUUUUAAUGAUUGCUUUGUAUUACAUUAAUCAUAAACGUAAUAUAAUUCGAAAUCCGAGAUAUUAUAAUUUUCACAAAGAUUCACGGGAUUUUCAACAUAAUGUACGAUGAAUAGGUCAACUAAAUCUGCUUAAGAAGGAAGCACAAGUUAUAUCGAACCAAAGCGUAAAUUCUUGUCAUCGUUACUCCGUUAUUUGCGAAAAAUGUAUACCUAUCGUAAAAUUCAAAAGCUUGAGGAAAACAACUUCCUUUCGACAUCGCAUACCUGGCACAAAACUCGGUAAAAUUUGACCUCUCUUUAUCUCUUCCAUACCACGUGGCAACCGAGAUUUUGUCAAAAAGCGGUCUUGCCAAAAGCCUGACAUUCGUUUAAGCGAAAUCGUAUUUUCCGACGAAGCGUAGCGUUUACCGUAGAGAACGAGAGCCCGAAGAGCGUUUUUCUCCACGUUGCUUCGCGUUAUCCGUAGAACAGCGAACAGGAACGGCGUGCAAAAAAUAAUUGGAAGCGAGACGAGAAUAUGCGAAUAGAAAGAAAGAACGAACGAGAAUAAGACA